AUGGGAAGGACACCUUGUUGUGACAAGAUGGGCUUGAAGAAAGGUCCUUGGACUAGUGAAGAAGAUGAAGUUCUUGUCAGUUAUAUCAAGAAAAAUGGUGGCCAUGGAAGCUGGCGUUCUCUCCCUAAGUUAGCAGGCCUUCUUCGUUGUGGUAAGAGUUGCAGACUAAGAUGGACGAACUACCUGAGACCCGAUAUUAAACGCGGUCCCUUUAAACCCGACGAAGAAAAACUAGUCAUACAGCUUCAUGCCAUCCUUGGAAAUAGGUGGGCUGCAAUAGCUUCUCAGUUACCAGGAAGAACAGACAACGAGAUCAAGAAUUUAUGGAACACGCACUUAAAGAAACGUCUGAUAAGCAAGGGAAUUGAUCCACAAACUCAUGAACCAAUAUCCUCAUCACACUACUACCCAAUUUCCAAAUCAAAUUCGUCUAUCGCCACACGCCACAUGGCUCAAUGGGAAAGUGCAAGACUUGAAGCAGAAGCAAGGCUCUCAAAAGACUCACCUCUAUUCAAUAACAACAACACUCCUUUAGCAAGCAACAAAUCUGAUUCAGACUAUUUCCUUAAGAUAUGGAACUCUGAUGUUGGAGAAUCUUUUCGCGUGGUUCGUAAAUCAGACGAAGACGACGACGAUAAAACUAGGUGCAUAAGUUCAAUGUCUCAAGAAGGGUCAUCUUGUAAUAACAACAAAUGUGGAUCUGUUUCUGCAACUCCUGCAAGCAAUGUGAAGGAAGAUUUUGAAUGGAGAAACUACAAAUUAUUUAAUCAUGUAGGUUGUGAUGAUUCAUCAAGCUCUAAUGAUCUUGAAGACUCUUCUGAUACUGCAUUGCAGCUUUUGUUGGAUUUUCCUUCUAACAAUGACAUGAGCUUCUUGGAAUGA
Molecule: messenger RNA, 882 nt
Organism: Vicia faba (fava bean)
Lineage: Eukaryota; Viridiplantae; Streptophyta; Magnoliopsida; Fabales; Fabaceae
Source: the annotation of a GenBank genome assembly